AUGGCUCAGGACAUGCAGGUCUUCCUCUUUGGAGACCAAACAUAUGAUCUCGUACCUGAUCUUCGACAGCUACUACGCUGCAAUACAAAGCCAAUUCUCAGUGCCUUUUUGGAACAAUCUCACUAUGUGAUCCGAGCCCAAUCUGCUACUUGGCUGUCUCCGGAGGAGCAACAGAGGUCGAGAAGUUCGAACCUCGCCCAUCUUUUGCAGAAGUAUUCCGACGGUGAUUUAAACCCUGCAUUCCAGGUGGCUCUGCAUUCAUUGACGCAGCUGGCCUGCUUUAUUAAUCAUUAUGAGGAGCCCGGACGUCCGUAUCCAAGCCCUGGCCGAAAAUAUGUUGUCGGCCUCUGCACUGGUGCUUUGGCGGCAGCCGCUAUCAGUUCCUCCAGCUCUCUUUCCGAACUACUACCCGCAGCAGUCCACACAGUCCAAGUUGCCCUGCGCCUCGGCUUGCUCGCUAAUGACAUGAAAGACCGUAUCGAAACACCCACGCAAGAGUCUCCUCGAGAGUGGUCCGCCGCGUUCUUUGACAUGACUGAAGCCGCAGCUGUGUCCGCUCUUGUAGAGUUUGAUAGCGUAACGCCGGUCCCGUGCAAGCUACGCCCGUGGAUUGGAGCGACAUCUUCAAAGGCGAUUACAAUUAGUGGUCCGCCGUCUGUUCUGCGACGUCUCAUUAAAGGUCGGGCUCUUGGACAAUAUAAAUCCAGAACUCUCCCCAUCUUCCUUCCCUCCCAUACUCCUCAACUAUUUUCCAUCCAGGAUGUGGAAAAAGUUCUUGAAGCCACAAAUCCCGUAACAUGGUCUAGAUAUAACGCUAAAUUGCCUGUGCUAUCGGGCGCCACGGGGAAGUCCGACUGGGGAGGCAGCUUUGUGUCCCUUCUCCACCGAGCAGUGCGUGAAUGCCUCAUGGAGCCUGUUCGAUGGGACGGGGUGUCCGACAGCGUGACCAAGAUCGCUCGAUCGCUAGAAGUAAAGUGCGUGGCUGUCACUCCGGUUGGAACGAAUCUCGAACACAGCAUGUCAUCUUCUCUGAAAGAUAUUACAAAGGUACAGAUCGAGCCGCUCAAAAGCUCAGACUCACCCUUAUUCGACACCGUACCCGUGGGAAAGGCAAAGCUGGCCAUUGUCGGGAUGUCUGGUCGCUUCCCGGAAGCCCCAACUCCGGAAGCAUUUUGGGAUCUUCUGUAUGAGGGCUUGGAUGUCUGUAAAGAAGUCCCGGCCAAGCGAUGGGAUUGGCGCACUCACGUUACUCCAGACGGCAAAGGCCAUAAUCUAGGGGGUUCAAAGUGGGGAUGUUGGCUCGAUUACGCGGACCAGUUUGAUCCCCGUUUUUUCAGCAUUUCCCCGAAGGAAGCGCCCCAGAUGGACCCUGCGCAACGUAUGGCACUAAUGACUACAUGGGAGGCUCUCGAACAGUCUGGAUUCGUAUCCAAUACUACCCCUUCGACCCAGAAUGAUCGAGUCGGAGUAUUCCAUGGCGUUACCAGUAAUGAUUACUUGGAAUGCAAUAGCGGCCAGUACAUUGACACGUAUUUCAUCACUGGCGGCAAUCGUGGAUUUAUCCCUGGCAGAAUCAACUUUUGCUUUGAAUUCUGUGGACCCAGUUACACGAACGACACGGCAUGUUCUUCGAGCUUGGCUGCUAUUCAUCUAGCCUGUAACUCCCUUUGGCGAGGAGACUGCGAUACAGCCGUUGCGGGAGGGACUAACAUGUGCAUCAAUCCAGACGGGCACACAGGUUUAGAUAAAGGAUUUUUCCUGUCCCGAACAGGCAACUGCAAACCGUUUGAUGACCAGGCAGAUGGAUACUGCCGCGGUGAAGGGGUAGCGACUGUGAUUAUCAAGCGGUUGGAUGACGCGAUUGCCGAGAACGACCCAAUCUUAGCCGUCAUUCUUGAUGCCAAAACGAACCACUCAGCGCUGUCGGAGUCAAUGACGCGACCCCAUGUGGGAGCACAGGUUGAGAACAUGCGUGCGGUGCUCAACACUUCAGGGCUAGAUCCAAGGGAGCUGAGCUACGUUGAAAUGCAUGGGACAGGGACCCAAGUCGGCGAUGCGGUUGAAAUGCAAUCUGUUCUGAAUGUCUUCGCUCCUGACAACGAGUUCCGAGGGCGCGACAAGCCUUUGUAUGUGGGAUCUGCAAAAGCAAACGUUGGGCACGGGGAGGGAGUGUCUGGGAUUACGAGUCUGGCUAAAGUGCUUUUGAUGAUGAAGCAUGACACCAUCCCACCCCAUUGUGGAAUCAAGCCUGGUAGCAGGAUCAAUCGCAACUACCCAGACCUGAAAGCCCGAAAUGUGCAUAUUGCUUCCGAACCUGUGCCUUGGACUCGGGGUUCUGAGCCACGCCGAGUCUUGAUCAAUAACUUCAGUGCGGCGGGAGGCAACACUGCUCUUCUCCUUGAAGAUGCGCCCCUAAAACCUGUGCUAGCUGACAAAGACCCUCGCAGCAGCCACAUUGUGACGGUCUCCGGACAUGUUGUUGCUUCCCUAAAGGAGAAUGCCCAACGGUUAAUCGACUUUAUUGGGAAGAGCGGGUCAAAUGAGUACUCACUCUCCCAGCUUUCCUGGACCACAACCGCAAGACGCGCUCAUCACCUGUUCAAAAUUGCAGUGGCUGGUUCCACCCCAAUGGAGGUCAGGCAACGUCUGCAGGAAGCCCUCGCUAGCGGGGACGGAACUACAAGGCCUAAGAAUAAACCCAAAAUACUAUUUGCGUUCACUGGGCAGGGCUCUCAAUACAUCGGCAUGGCAAAAAGUCUAUUCCAUGCCUUCCCGAGUUUCCGAUCAGAUAUCUGCAAUUUUGACCGACUAGCUCACCAUACCAUGGGCUUUCCUUCGUUUCUCCAUAUUAUCACAUCGAACACUGGAGACAUGAAUGACCAGUCACCGGUAGUGGUUCAGCUUGCAAUUGUAUCAUUGGAAAUUGCUCUUGCACGGCUUUUGCAGUCUCUUGGGGUGGUUCCCAGUGCCGUUGUUGGCCAUAGCUUGGGAGAGUAUGCCGCACUCCACAUCGCAGGUGUCAUGACUCUGUUUGAUACUCUGUAUUUGGUUGGCCGCCGAGCCGAGUUCAUUCAGGAGCUAUGCGAUCGUGGAACUCAGGCGAUGCUUGCAAUUAAAGCCUCACAUUCAACUAUCAGAAAACUCCUCAACGGCAAAGCGUACGAGGUUGCAUGCGUUAAUGGGCCCGAGGAUACCGUCAUUAGCGCAGCCAAUGAUGUAAUUGAUGGUGCCAAAGCGGUGCUCAAUCACAAUGGUAUUAAGAGCACGGUUCUGCAGACGCCUUUUGCAUUCCAUUCCGCCCAGGUUGCACCUAUUAUGGACCUCUACACCAAAACAGCGGAAGGUGUUACCUUUCACAAGCCAUCUGUACCGGUACUAUGUCCGCUCACCGGCAAGGUGGUCCAAGAAGAAGGGGUGUUCAGUGCCCAUUAUCUGGUUCGCCAUCUCCGUGAACCGGUGAAUAUGGCAGCUGCUCUUGGGACUGCCUAUGAAUCUCGGGUAUUAGAUGACAGUACUUUCACUAUCGAGAUAGGCCCUCAUCCUGUUGUGUGUGGUAUGGUUAAAGCGACCCUCGGGUCUCAGAUGCCAACAUUAGCCAUACUCUCACGUGGAAAGGAUGUAUGGCCAUUGAUGACUGAAGCUCUGGCAGCACUUUACAGGCAAGGGUAUAACAUCAUAUGGGGGGUCUAUCAUGCUCCUUUCAAAUCCUCCCAUCGGGUUGUCGAACUUCCAGCCUAUGGAUGGGAUUUGAAGGAAUAUUGGAUUCCAUACGAGAACGACUGGUGCAUAUAUAAGCCGUACGGCCGACCCGGUUAUGCUGGCCAUAAAGCUCAGUCCGGCAAUCCAAUCGUACUUGUGGAUGAGCCGCAGUCAAAGACUCUCCCCGCUCCGUCUGUGUCCAUACGGAAACCUCAGACAACAACAAUACAGACAAUGAUUUCCGAAGAUAUUCAUAAUACAGGAGCUACUCUAGUGUAUGAGAUGGACUUGAACCGACCUGAUGCAAGCAAUGUUGCUGGUGGUCACAUUGUUAGCAACAUUCCAUUCACCACGCCAUCCGUCUUUGCAGAUAUGGCAUUUGUGCUUGGGAAAUAUGUUGUGGAACGCUUCUUCAAGCGUCCCACCGUCAUUGAUGUGGCCAAUAUUGUGGCAGACAAGGUCUUGAUCCCGCGCGGGAAUGGACCCCAACCUAUCCGGGUGUCAAUGACAAUGACAUGGGAACCGGGUCAACCGCAGACUUUGCAAGCAGCGCAAUGCGAAUUUUACAGUGUAGAUGCCAAGGGAAAAACGACAGCUCGACACUCGUGGUGCACUGUCUACUUCCAUGAUGGUACCCAAAGAAAGAAGCUUGCCAGUGAAGUUCCACUUAUCCUAUCCAGAAUCCAACGCCUCCGCGAUGGCGUAGACAAUGGACAGUUUGUGAGAUACAAUCGAGCAAGCGGGUACAGACUGAUGAGUUCUGUUGCACACUUCCACCCAGACUACAAAGUUUUAGAUGAUAUGGUUAUGGAUGAUGAGACGCUCGAGGCGACCUGCACGCUCAAUUUCGGAUUGCUUUCAUCCGGAGGGUGCUUCGCAGCACAUCCUGCAUUCGUUGAUUGCAUGACACAGUUGGGUGGAUUUACUGUCAAUGCACAAGAGAGCCUAGACUUAUCUGCCGAGGUCUACAUUAGCCAUGGAUGGGACUCACUCCAAAUCUACGACAGCUUUAAGGCUGAAAGAAAGUAUCAACUUUACGCCCAGAUGAAGCGGGACGGAAGCGAGUUCUACCACGGCGAUACCUGCCUUCUAGAUGGAAGCACCAUUAUAGCGUACUUCAAGAAUGUCACAGUCCGACGAGUCUCGAGGAAAAUCCACCGCGCCGUUAUGCAGACUCUCGUGCAGCGUAAUACCAAUGCAGCAGCAUCAAAGGGUUCGGCUGACCACAAGGCUGCUGUUCAUAGCCCCCCUGUGCCGAAAAAGCCCAUUGCGGUUUCUGCAUCGAAGGCCCUGCCAGCGGUGCCAUCACCUACGCCCAAAAAGGCUGCUGAGUUGUCCGCGCCAAAGGCCAUGCCAGCAGCUGCUCCAUUGCCUGUACCAUUAGUGGCCAAGACAAGAAAUAAAAAACCUGCGCCACAAGAUACCAUUUCAGAACCCCAGAAGAAGGCAAGAAAUGUUCCAACAGAGCAGAGAACCAUUUCAGCGGGUGGCGCCCGUGCGAAGCAGAAGAUCGCGGAGUGUCUGCAGGUAAUUGCAGAAGAAAGUGGCAUCGCUGUGGACGAUCUUACCGACGAUAGCAACUUUGCCGAUAUCGGUGUCGACUCACUGUUGUCAAUGGUCAUUGCCAGCCGCUUCCGUGAAAACCUCGGUCUAGACCUCGAUGCCAACUUUGCAUUAUUCGCUGAAUGCCCCACGGUCAAGAAACUCAAGGAAUUCAUUGCAAAUUUCCUUGGUGAGCCCUUGGAAACACAAGCGUCACAGCUGCGGGACGAUAAUGAUGAGCGGCUGCAGGAGAUUCCACCACCGGAUACGAAGGCAAUGCUAGAUACUAGCUAUAGUACGCCGCUGGAACCGAUUCCCGCAGAGUCCUCAUCCAGCGCUCCAUCCACGGGCCAUACAUCUGAAACAUUGGUUGAAAUGCCCUCGUUCAUCAAGGAGGACGAUUCUUUUUUAGGAGUUCGAGCCGGCGGAAUAUGCUCCGCUGGUUUAGCGAUCGUGUCCGAAGAAAGCGGCAUCGCAAUUUCCGACCUUACUGACGAAACAAACUUUGCGGACAUUGGAGUAGACUCCCUUUUAUCCAUGGUCAUUGGCAGUCGGUUCCGUGAGGAGCUCGGUUUGGACUUGGGUGCUGACUUCUCCAUUUUUGUGAAUUGCCCUACAGUGAAGAAGCUCAAGGUAUUUUUAAAUAGCCACGAUGCAUCCAGCGAAGAUGAUGGAUCGUCAGAUGAUGCGUUUGGCUCGUCUACUUCUGUAUCAAGCAUGGAGGAAUAUGCCGAUACCAAGAAAGCGGAGUUCACUCAGUUGCUCGACGACGACUGCCGACCAGCAACAUCCGUUAUCCUUCAGGGUAUUCCGAAAUUGGCCCGCAAGACUCUUUUCUUACUCCCAGACGGAAGUGGCUCAGCAUCGUCAUACGUGCCAAUUCCAAAGCUUAAUAGGGAUGUUGCUAUUGUCGGUCUCAACUGCCCUUAUGUCCGCGACCCCGAGAACAUGAACUGCACUCACACCGCCCUUCUAUCAAGCUACUACAACGAAAUCCGACGACGGCAACCCAAGGGCCCCUACCACCUAGGCGGCUGGUCCGCUGGUGGAGGUUUUGCCUUCGCAUGCGCCGAGCUCCUUAUCCGCGACGGUGAGGAGGUGCAGAGCUUGAUCAUUAUCGACUCUCCUCUCCCCCAACAGAUGGAGACCCUUCCUGUCGAAUUUUAUGAGCACUGUGCUACUCUUGGAUUGUACGGUAAUGAGAAACCCCCCAGCUAUCUCAUUCCUCAUUUCCUUCGCACCCUGGAGACCAUGCUUCCGUACCAGGCAACACCUUUGAAAACCAGAAGGUUGCCUAAGGUUGGAAUCCUGUGGGCCUGCGAGACGGUUAUGGAUGCUGCCGGCGCGCCUGAUAUUGGCGAGAGAAACCAUUUCAUGCUGCGACGGAGGCAGGAUUUUGGGCCCGAUGGAUGGGACACAGUCCUCCCAGGGGCGGAAUUUGUGCUAGGCAAAGCUGUCGGCGCGAAUCACUUUACAAUGAUGCAAAAGGAUCAUAACCAACAUAUUGCACGAUUGAUUGAGAAAGUCGUAGGUUAGUGUUAAGAACAUUACUUUGUAUUGAGAAUAGAUAUUAGGUUUAAUUUAUUCCGUGUACUUUGUAC
Messenger RNA from Coccidioides immitis RS, 6842 nucleotides. RefSeq names its product polyketide synthase. Gene Ontology annotation, biological process: secondary metabolite biosynthetic process; fatty acid biosynthetic process. Gene Ontology annotation, molecular function: phosphopantetheine binding; fatty acid synthase activity. The record is from RefSeq and is a predicted model, not a curated record. The coding region runs from base 1 to 6777 and encodes 2258 amino acids. Lineage: Eukaryota; Fungi; Ascomycota; Eurotiomycetes; Onygenales; Onygenaceae. The transcript has 6 exons.